AUGGCUGAAGUCCAAGAGCAUCUAAAGGCGCUUAGCCGAGACUAUGUGUGCGAACCAUUCCUAGAGUACCGAACCGUGUCUGGUGUCGCUGGUCCCUUGGUCAUUUUGGAAAAAGUGAAGGGUCCCAAGUUCCAGGAGAUCGUCAACCUGAGGCUCGCGGAUGGAGAGAUUAGACGAGGUCAAGUUCUUGAGAUCGAUGGCGACAAAGCCGUUGUUCAGGUCUUCGAGGGGACCGCUGGCAUUGAUAACAAGCAUACGACAGUGGAGUUCACUGGCGAGGUGUUGAAAACGCCCGUGUCCAUCGACAUGCUUGGUCGCAUAUUCAACGGAUCCGGCAAGCCCAUUGAUGAUGGGCCACCCAUUCUUGCAGAAGCAUAUCUCGACAUUGCUGGCAGUUCCAUCAAUCCCAGUGAGCGAACAUAUCCCGAAGAAAUGAUUCAGACGGGUAUUUCGACCAUCGACGUCAUGAACUCGAUUGCUCGCGGUCAAAAGAUUCCGCUUUUCUCCGCCGCUGGACUUCCGCACAAUGAAAUUGCCGCACAGAUCUGUCGGCAAGCAGGUCUCGUCAAGCCAUUGGAGAAAAAGGAUGAUCUGCUGAAGGACGAUGAGGAGGAUAACUUCGCCAUUGUGUUCGCCGCUAUGGGUGUGAACAUGGAGACGGCUGCGUUCUUCAAGCGAGAUUUCGAGGAGAAUGGUUCCAUGGAGCGUGUGACGCUUUUCCUCAACCUGGCCAACGACCCUACUAUUGAGCGCAUUAUUACCCCUCGUAUUGCGCUUACUACUGCUGAGUACCUUGCCUACGAGUGUGGAAAGCACGUGCUUGUUAUCUUGACGGACAUGAGUUCAUACGCUGAUGCCCUUCGUGAGGUUUCUGCUGCGCGUGAAGAAGUGCCUGGGCGUCGUGGUUACCCAGGUUACAUGUACACUGAUCUUGCGACCAUUUAUGAACGUGCUGGGCGUAUCGAGGGUCGCAAGGGCUCCAUCACCCAGAUUCCUAUCCUGACCAUGCCUAAUGACGAUAUCACUCACCCUAUCCCCGAUCUUACUGGUUACAUUACGGAGGGGCAAAUUUACAUUGACCGUCAGCUUCACAACAGACAGAUUUAUCCUCCGAUCAAUGUGUUGCCGUCCCUGUCUCGUCUUAUGAAGAGUGCUAUUGGAGAGGGGAUGACCCGUAAAGAUCAUGGUGAUGUCUCCAAUCAGCUCUAUGCCAACUAUGCCAUUGGUCGUGAUGUGCAAGCCAUGAAGGCUGUUGUCGGAGAAGAAGCUUUGUCAUCUGAAGAUCUGCUUUACCUGGAGUUCCUGGACAAGUUCGAGCACAGAUUUGUCACCCAGGGAGCUUAUGAUGCUCGUGACAUCUACCAGUCUCUGGAUCUUGCAUGGACCCUUCUGCGUAUCUUCCCCCGUGAGAUGCUUCGUCGUGUAUCACCCAAGAUCUUGGAUGCCUUCUACAGCCGUGACUCCGACCACUGA
Messenger RNA from Closterium sp. Naga37s-1, 1473 nucleotides. The record is from the annotation of a GenBank genome assembly. NCBI's taxonomy places the organism in Eukaryota, Viridiplantae, Streptophyta, Zygnematophyceae, Desmidiales, Closteriaceae.